UUUUCUGUCUUAAUCAGUUGAUCAUCGUCAUUGUAUUGAGCGGCACGAAACGAUCAGAUCGUGUCAAGCUUCAGUUUCAUCCAUCCGUCCGUCCGAUGCCGAUCCGCCGGAUUCGAUUCGAUUUAUUCUCUGAGUGUAUGAGGGCCCUCUCUCAUCAAAGCACACAACACAAUAAAAUAUUAUCUGACAAAUAAAAAAUUGUGGACUCGAUCGGUUGUGCAGUAUUUUAAAGUUAGUAACUCGUACGUUACACGAUUGGAAGCAUGAUAUUUAUCAGUUGCUCUUUGCUGUUUUUAUAAUUUACAAAAAAAAAAGAUACAUCCCAUCAAGAAAACAAGUGCAUUCGGCCCUAUAAGUUUUAAAAUAUAACUUCUUAUCUGGGAAAAGAUACAAUUGAUACCCGUGCGUCGAUCGGGAUGAUCGAUGAUCUUCAUGAACGUUGUUAUUUUAUGACUUGCAGGCAUUAUCCUUUUGAAUUAUUAUGGAAGUCUUGAGUUGGAAAUUUUUACUUUUGUGUGUAUUUUAUUUUUUCCUCUUGAAACUCAGUAAAAGCGUAUAUGAAAGUUAUUUGCAGUGAAUAGAAUUUAAUUGGUUUUCUACCUAUUUGGAAAUGCAUUUACCAGUGAAUAGAUGAUUGUUAAUUACAAUUUUAAUACACAACAACUAAAAGUAUGCGAAAGUGACAGUGCAAUAGGAGAACAGUGUUCACAUCUCUUUCAUUGGAAUAACCACAUGAAUAAGCAAUCCGCUUUAUAAACACGAUAUAUACGAGUAGUAUAUGUUUCAUUUUUUUGGAUUACUCAUCGCGGUACCAGAGACUACGACAACGACGACGAAUCCACGACUCACCUUUAAGGUUGACUACACUACACGCAAAGAAGUGUUAUCUUGAAUUGUUUUUUAUUUGUUUUCUGGUUUAUGGAUAUUGUUUGGAGGUGCAAAAAUGAAUGUCACCUCUCAAACACAAACUGAUUUUGAGUCCUCAUCACAAUUAUGGACUACUUCUACAACGGAGGUUAUAUUGCGGGUAUCACCUAGAGAUGCUUUUGUUGGAGAUGAAAUUAAUAGAUUUUCCCGCUCACUACUUACUUUUGCUGCUGUUACGACUAUUAUUAUAAUGCUUGUUGGCAUUUUUGGUAAUCUUCUAACAAUCCUGGCACUUCUUAAAUGUCCAAAAGUGAGAAAUGUGGCAGCUGCUUUCAUUAUAAGUCUUUGUUUUGCUGACUGCUUAUUUUGCGCAGUUGUCUUACCAUUUAGCGCUUUUCGUUUCAUUCAAGGAACAUGGACACAUGGCGAUUUCCUCUGCAGACUGAUACCUUUCAUUCAAUAUGGUAACAUUGGCGUUUCUCUUUUAUGCAUCGCCAUGAUAACCAUUAAUAGAUAUAUUAUGAUAGCUCACCAUAGUGCAUAUGCGAAAAUCUACAAGCGUCACUGGAUUGGUGUAAUGAUUGCAUUUUGUUGGCUUUUCGCUUAUGGCAUGCAGCUUCCAACAUUGUUUGGUAUUUGGGGAAGAUUCGGGUACGAUUCUAGACUUGGAACUUGUUCCAUUAUGAGCGAUGAAAAUGGAAACAGCAGCAAGACGGCUCUGUUCAUGAUCGCAUUUGUAAUUCCAUGUAUCAUAAUUAUCGGGUGUUAUACCAAAAUAUUUUGGGUAGUUCACAUGUCAGAGGUCCGUUUGCGUCAACACGCAAAUAAACAAAAUUCCAUUCCAAAUAAUCUCAGAGAAAUGCCAUCGACUGUGGGCUCCAAUGGAACGUCCAACAGAAUGUCCUCGCCAGUGUCAUCAAGCUCUUUUAGCACCACCAGUGCAGCUGAAAUCACAAAGACCGGAAUCUCACAGAAAAUUAUUCGAGUUAAGGAUCAACGUGACGUCAAAGCAAAGCGUAAUGAGUGGCGCAUAACUAAAAUGGUAUUAGCCAUAUUUCUGUCAUUUAUUGUUUGUUACCUGCCAAUAACGGUUGUCAAGAUUGCCGAUAAGGAUGUCUACUCACCGGGACUUCACAUUCUAGGCUAUAUCAUGUUGUACCUUUCAUCUUGUAUUAAUCCAAUAAUUUACGUUAUCAUGAAUAAGCAAUAUCGAAAAGCGUAUAAAACUGUUCUAAUGUGUCAACCCUCGCGACUCCUUCCAUUUACAAAUGUUGGCAGUAGUGCUGGAGAGAAAUGGAAAGACAUAAGGUGCAGCUACAAUCACAGCCGUACAAUUGUGUCACAAGUAUCCGUGAUAGAUCAACAAACAAGCAGCAACAGCUACAGCAGCAAUCAGUCGCCAGUUGUGCUCGAGCUAUCGCUUCAAACGUUGCCGCCUCCAUCGAACUCAACCAACAAGCCACCAACAGCCAUCAACAGCAAGACGAUGACUACAAACACAAGUUCCGACCCUAUUUCGCCAAUUACCAAGACACCAAUGGAACACAAUUUUCCAAAUCUCUCGAAUUCAACACCAAACAACAACCAACAUCAAGUGAUCAAUCAGAACAGCACUGUUGCAUUGAGCCGUCCUCCUGUCGAAAUUCCACAACAGAUGCAGCCACAAGUAGUCCAACAACAGCAACUAUUUACCAAACCCCAAGAUACCACUCGUUUUCCAGAUUCUCGAAUCACUUUCUCAGAGGGGGAUAUAAUAGUGGAAGAGGAAGAAGUGGAAGUGGAAAAAUUGGACCAGACUUGUCCAAACCCCUUCCUCUCGAACUCGUUGGAAUCAUCCGAGAUGAGCAAUCAAAUGCAUCCGAACCUUUCGGAGAUCGAGAAACAUCCACAAUACAUAAACGGCUACAAGCGAAAUAUCAACGACAUUCCAGAUAAUAAUACCAAAGUCAUUUCAAAAACAAAUAUCUUAAGAAAUUGUUAAGUUAUAUUUAUAAGAUCUUUUUUUU
Messenger RNA from Episyrphus balteatus (marmalade hoverfly), 2873 nucleotides. RefSeq names its product G-protein coupled receptor moody (gene moody). Lineage: Eukaryota; Metazoa; Arthropoda; Insecta; Diptera; Syrphidae. Gene Ontology annotation, cellular component: membrane. Bases 944 to 2848 code for a protein of 634 amino acids. The transcript is spliced from 6 exons. Gene Ontology annotation, molecular function: G protein-coupled receptor activity. The record is from RefSeq and is a predicted model, not a curated record. Gene Ontology annotation, biological process: G protein-coupled receptor signaling pathway.